Messenger RNA from Achroia grisella, 1977 nucleotides. It is a transcript of the gene NO66, whose product is annotated as bifunctional lysine-specific demethylase and histidyl-hydroxylase NO66. NCBI's taxonomy places the organism in Eukaryota, Metazoa, Arthropoda, Insecta, Lepidoptera, Pyralidae. Bases 171 to 1937 code for a protein of 588 amino acids. Gene Ontology annotation, molecular function: histone H3K4 demethylase activity; histone H3K36 demethylase activity. The record is from RefSeq and is a predicted model, not a curated record. The transcript has a single exon. Gene Ontology annotation, cellular component: nucleolus.
UCUACCUAACCUAAUACACGAAGUACAUACAUAACCUAUAAACAAUUCAUUAUAAUAGAAACUGUAUUUGACUGUGAAGUAAAUGUUUAACAAUUUUAAGUUUACUUUAUACAUAUGCGAGUAAAAUAUAUAUAUAAAAGAACCAUUUUCACCUACAUUAAGUUAUAACUAUGGAUUCGCCAGUGUCGGCCUUUGCAAUUUACAGUACCAAUAAGAAACCUAAGAAACAAACAAACAAAAAGAAGAAACAGAAAAAAGCGAAACCUUCCAAUGUUUUAGUAGAAAAUUUGAAUGAUGCGACUAUGAUUAAUAUAGCUCAAAAAGUUAAACAGUCGCAGAAGAAAUCAAAAGAAUCAAAGAAUAUAGCAAAGAAGAAAAUUCAUAAAAAGAAAAAGAACAAGCAGUCUAAGGAAUCUACUGCAAAUGCCAAAAUUGUUGAAAGUGUACAACACGAUUUAAGUACUAAGAGCAAUCGUAGCAAUUCUGAACGUGACCAAGUACCUGCUUUAAUUAAUUAUUUUGAAAAUAAAAGUGAUGAGGAUACAGUGGGUGAACAUUCAGAUAAUGGUAGUUUUGAAUUCACUCCAGUUGAAACAGAUAGUGUUGAAGAAGGUUUAAAAGCAUUCAGGUGGAUGAUAGCACCAUAUAAUCCUGAUGAGUUCCUGAACCGAAUUUGGGAAAAGAAACCAUUACACAUCGCCCGUAAGAAGCCUAGCUACUAUAAAGAAAUAAUCUCCACACCCAUCAUAGAUCAGAUGUUGCGUAAAGAUAACAUACAGUUCACUAAAAACAUUGAUGUGACAUCAUACGUAAAUGAGAAACGAGAGACACAUAAUCCGGAAGGCAGAGCUCAUCCAUAUCUAGUUUGGGAUUACUAUGUAAAUGGCUGCAGUAUUAGAUUAUUAAAUCCACAAACUUACAUCCCUAAACUUCAUUUGUUGAAUGCAACGCUUCAGGAGUUCUUUAACUCGUUUGUAGGUGCCAAUGCAUAUUUAACACCACCAGACUCUCAAGGCUUCGCUCCCCAUUAUGAUGAUAUAGAAGCUUUUAUCUUGCAAACUGAAGGAAAGAAACAUUGGCGUAUAUACAAACCACGAAACAAUGAAGAAACAUUGCCUAGAGUUUCAUCAAAGAAUUUUGACCAAAAUGAAAUAGGUGAUCCAAUUUUAGAAGUCACCUUAGAAGCUGGCGAUUUACUUUAUUUUCCAAGAGGCUUUAUCCAUCAAGGUGUUACAAUUGAAGGGGAGCACUCCCUUCAUGUCACUGUCAGUAUGUAUCAGAAACAUUCAUGGGCAGACUUAUUUGAGAAAUUAGUUCCUGCAGCUUUGCAGAUGGCGAUAAAUGAAAAUGUUGAGUUGAGGCAAGGUUUGCCAUUUGAUAUCUAUGACAAUUUUGGUCUAGUCAACUCAGAUGUAAAUACACCACGAAGAAAAGAAAUAGAGACUAUCAUUAGGACACUAUUUGAUAAAAUUAAAGAUCAUUUACCAAUAGAUGAAGCAGUGGAUCAAAUGAACAAAAAUUAUCAGCAUGAUGCACUACCACCGGUUCUAACUGACUUAGAAAAGAAUGUCACUGUAUACAGUGACAAUGAUGUUGUGAUGAGAAAUGGUAAAGUUAGAAAUAGAGUUGAAAUUGGACUUGACACCAAAAUAAGACUGUUACGAAAAAAUAUACUGAGAAUGGUGUCGGAAGAUCGUAUAAGAUUGUAUUAUUAUGUUGAGAAUUCAUUGGAAUAUCACGGAAGUGAGCUGCCAUACCUUGAAAUUGAGGAAGAACUGGCACCAGCAAUAGAAACAUUGAUACUUUCAUAUCCACAGUAUGUUGCAGUGGAAAGUCUGGAUGUUCCAAAUGAUUCAGAUAAGCUGCAGAUAGCUGAUGCUCUGUGGUCAAGGGGACUGAUUAUGUCAGAGUAUCCAUUGGAAACAGUUGAUGAUUAAGAAUCCUCUUGUUUUUGAUAAAUAAAUAACUUAAUAUUGA